AUGGGUGGGGUCCUCGAGGAAGGGCCGGUGGUGUGCGCCUCCGAUCUGUUCGGCCCGCUGGCCAACGAGACCUACGUCUGGGCGAUCGGCAACUACAACUUCACCCAGGACGUGGUGGACCCCCGCCUCUGCUACGAUGAGGACGGCGCCGACGCCAACACCACCCACCCCGCCGAAGUCUCCGCCUGGCUGUGCGACGGCAGGGGCAGCACAACAACAACAGCGGCCGAAGACGACGACGCCACGGGAUUUACUGUCUGGUGCGGCUGCGCGACUCCCGCCCCCACCACGGCCGGCAACGACGGUCUUCGCGACUUCACCUUGUCUCCGGCCCCCGUCGCCCUGGCGGCGGAGCCAGUACACACCAGCGAAGACGAUGGAAUGCCGACACCGGUCAUCAUCGUCACCGCCUUCGCCGUGUUUGUCGUCGUGGCCAUAGUUCUGGCGAUAGCGUUCGAGGGCUUGCGCAAGGGGCUCUGGAUGUGCAUAAGCUGCAAGCGAGAGUCGACGUCGGAGAACAUCGGAGUAUCCUCUUCCGUCUCGUCUUCGCGUGGCCAAGCGGCGUAG
Messenger RNA from Ectocarpus siliculosus, 567 nucleotides. Lineage: Eukaryota; Phaeophyceae; Ectocarpales; Ectocarpaceae. The record is from the annotation of a GenBank genome assembly.